CACGUGUAACGAUUGCAUCGGAUCUGACUGAAUUUUACAAAAAAGAAUCUUUUUGACUUUUCUCUAAGUCCUAAUCUUGAUAUUUCUACUUAUUUCACCGGCGGCGAUUGGCCGGGAAAUGACGUCAAAGAUUCUUUCUGCUCUUCCCACUCACUAUCCUCCCCAGCCGGUUCGCCGGCCAUUUAUGCCUUCCGGCAAAAACAUUCUAUUAUUUCAAGAUUCCUCACGAUUGAUAUCAUACAAGCAUAAAGAAAAAGUCUUAAUUUCACCUUUUAUUAAGCCCAAGAAAGCCUCUCCAAGUGUAAUUGUCAAUUCCCACUUGAAUUUCCCAAUCAUUUCUUCACAAGAUCAUUUGGGCACCUGGACUGCUCUUUUCGCCACUGGAGCUUUCGGCAUCUGGUCAGAAAAAACCAAGAUUGGGAGUGCAUUGAGUGGUGCAUUGGUUAGUACUUUAGUGGGUUUGGCUGCUAGUAAUCUAGGAAUUAUUGCAAGUGAAGCACCAGCUUAUAAUGUUGUACUGAAUUUCCUGCUGCCACUUGCUGUUCCAUUGCUGUUGUAUAGAGCAGAUAUGCGACGAGUGAUUAGGUCCACUGGCACAUUACUCCUGGCCUUCUUGCUAGGAUCAGUUGCAACAACGAUUGGUACUGCUGUGGCUUUCCUGAUGGUGCCAAUGCGAUCGCUUGGUCAAGAUGGUUGGAAAAUUGCUGCUGCUCUAAUGGGAAGGCAUAUCGGUGGAGCCGUAAACUAUGUUGCAAUUUCUGAAGCUCUCCAAGUCUCUCCUUCGGUUUUAACUGCUGGACUAGCUGCAGAUAAUGUUAUUUGUGCAGUAUAUUUCUCCACAUUGUUCGCAUUGGCAUCUAAAAUACCAGCUGAGUCUUCAACUUCAACUUCUGAUAUUGAAGUUACUGAGGAAUCAGAAUCUAGAAAUAAGCUUCCUGUACUACAGACUGCAACGGCCCUUGCUGCAUCCUUUGCUAUUUGCAAGACUGGUAGUUUUCUAACGAAGUAUUUUGGCAUUCAAGGAGGUGGUCUUCCAGCAAUUACGGCUAUAGUUGUUAUUUUAGCAACUGUAUUUCCAAAGCAAUUUGCUUACCUUGCACCUUCUGGUGAGGCUAUGGCAAUGAUAUUGAUGCAGGUAUUUUUCACGGUUGUGGGUGCAAGCGGGAGCAUUAGGAAUGUCAUAACUACGGCACCCAGUAUUUUCCUUUUUGCUCUAGUCCAGAUUGCUGUUCAUCUUGCCAUAAUCCUUGGAUUUGGAAAAUUGUUCAGGUUCGACCAAAAGCUAUUGCUUAUAGCAUCGAAUGCAAAUGUCGGAGGCCCGACAACAGCCUGUGGAAUGGCCACUGCCAAAGGUUGGAGUUCUUUGGUCGUCCCUGGAAUUCUUGCCGGUAUUUUUGGCAUAGCAAUUGCAACUUUUCUUGGCAUUGCUUUUGGACAAGCUGUUCUCAAAUUCAUGUAACUUUUGAAUUGCUUAAAAUGGGGGGCUUUUCUUGAAUCUUUGUGCUCUUAAGCUCUAACUGGACACAACCAGCUGCAUACCGGAAUUUUCCGCUUUCAGAAAUUCAGGAUUAUUACAAUUUACGCUUUGCUAUGAUUUUAUUCAUUUCAAACCUUGUAGUA
Messenger RNA from Olea europaea var. sylvestris, 1620 nucleotides. RefSeq lists its product as uncharacterized. The transcript is spliced from 6 exons. Bases 119 to 1459 code for a protein of 446 amino acids. The record is from RefSeq and is a predicted model, not a curated record. Lineage: Eukaryota; Viridiplantae; Streptophyta; Magnoliopsida; Lamiales; Oleaceae.